This is a messenger RNA of Rubroshorea leprosula, 1466 nucleotides long. NCBI's taxonomy places the organism in Eukaryota, Viridiplantae, Streptophyta, Magnoliopsida, Malvales, Dipterocarpaceae. The record is from the annotation of a GenBank genome assembly.
AAUUACUAUGGCUUUUGAAGCAAAAAAAUAAACUUGGAUUUGUUGAUGGAACAAUUCCAUAACCAAGUGCUACAUCAGCAACAUAUACUAUCUGGAAACGUUGCAAUAGCAUGGUUCUUUUGUGGCUUCUGAAUGCUGUCACCAAGGAGAUAGCCAAUAGUGUGGUCUUUAUGAAGACAACUCGAGCAGCUUGGCUUGAUUUCAAGGAACGGUACUCACAGCAUAAUGCCCCACAUGUUUUCGAAAUUCAAAGGAUGAGAGGUAGCGCUCCAUUCAAGUACUUUCUCAACCACCUUACCCAGAGCAGUUUGCCAUGGCUGCAAGUAAUGUGCAGAGGUCUUAUUCUGGCUAUCGACAGAUUGUACAAGCCAUAUUACUAUGUUGUGACCACUAAUGCCUCCACUUUGUCCCUUCCACUUCCUAUUUCAAAUAUUGAUUUUCCCUUAAUGGAACAUGCUGAUUCAUCGUCUUCACCUGCAUCACCUACAAAUGAUAUCAUUUUACAUCUAGCCUCCAUUACAACUAACCCUCCACCAACUCCUCCUAUUGUUCCCAUACCAGAAUUGCGACGUUCUCAACGAUGGACCCAAAUUCCAUCAAGGUUUAAGGACUAUCACUGCUUCAACGUGCUUACUCAAUCAUCUUCUCCGACUUCAGCUAAGCUUGUGACAAUUCGGGUUCUUUUGGCUAUUGCUGCUAUGAAACAAUGGUCCCUACAUCAAUUAGAUGUUCAAAAUGCCUUUCUCCAUGGUGAUUUACAUGAAGAAGUGUAUAUGUCAUUGCCUCCUGGACAUCCUCGCAAGGGGGAGCAUGGUCUUGUCUGUAGUAGUCCUCAACUAAUCAACCAAGUGAAAGAAUUCUUAUUUAGUCAAUUUUGCCUUAAGGACUUAGGUCCUCUCAAAUAUUUUUUGGGUAUUGAAGUUGCUUCUUCUCCUCAAGGCCUCUAUCUUUCUCAACGUAAGCACACUAUUGAGCUUCUUAAUGAUGCUAGACUUCUUGGAUCUCAAAUUGUUGAUACACUUAUGGAGCAGAAUCUGAAGCUUCUUCCUUCUGAUGGUUCUCUUCUUAUUGAUGGUUCCAUGUAUCGCUGUCUGAUUGGUCAUCUCAUAUAUCUCACCAUUACAAGGCCGGAUAUCUCCUUUACAGUAAACACAUUAAGUCAGUUUCUUCAGUCUCCUCAGAAAUGUCACUUGGAUGCAGCACAUCGAUUGCUUCGAUAUUUAAAGAAAACCCCAAGUCAAGGUAUUUUACUUUCUUCUAAGGGCUCUCUCCAAUUGACUGCUUUUUGUGAUUCUGAUUGGGCAAGUUGCCUCACCACUUGAUGCUCCACCACCGGUUAUUGCAUCUUUCUUGGUAAUAGUCCUAUUUCUUGGAAGAGUAAGAAGCAAAACACAGUCUCUCUUUCUUUUGUUGAGGCUGAGUACCGUGCUAUGGCCACCACAACUAAAGAAAUUAUCUGGUUGCAU